Molecule: messenger RNA, 207 nt
Organism: Malassezia japonica
Lineage: Eukaryota; Fungi; Basidiomycota; Malasseziomycetes; Malasseziales; Malasseziaceae
Exons: 2
Coding region: 1-207 (68 amino acids)
Cellular component (GO): mitochondrial inner membrane
Source: RefSeq, a predicted model, not a curated record
AUGGCCGGCGCUCCGGGAGGCUGGUACAAGCCCAUGUUUGGGUUCCACCCGCACAAGCCUGCAUUCCACCACCGCUGGACCGCGAAACUGCUGGGUGCUACGAUGUGGUUCUGGAUCUUUUACCGUAUGAAGGAGGACGGACCGGUUCUGCUAGGAUGGCGCCACCCUUGGGACCACCACGGUGACCACCAUGAAGAGCACCACUAG